AAUAUGCAAAUCGCUGCUUUCAGUGCGGGAGGCCUUCCAUUGUCCCGCGCUAGGAUUAUGCAAAUAAGCAGGCCUCCAGUCCAAGAUGCAGGCAGACUCGUCGCCCUCACCCCCUGAGCAUCUAGUUUUUUUAAGAGGCUCGUUGCUGCUGCGCGCACGCACGCGCGAGCCCCGCAGCUUCUCUAUCCUUCGGGCCGCGGACUGUACCAAGUAAAGCCGGGCAGCGAGGAGCAAAGCGCGGCAGCUCCAACGUAGGUUCCGUAGACAACCAGUCUCAGAUAGCCCCUUUUCCCGCACAGCUACAGGAACGGUCCAUCUGGCCGCGCAAGCGCCCUCGCCUCCUCACGCCCCUUGCUCUCCCUCCUACCCUACUCGCAACGCAGGCGCAGAGCCCGGCCGUGCAGCCGCCACCGCCGAGCCAGAGCUGGGGCCGCCAGCGCCGCACCCUUCUCCACCUGCCAACAUCCUGUGUUAGAAGAGUUCGUUGCUGGAGGAGUGACUGUGAGAGCUGGCCAGGGAGGGACGCCGCCCAGCUGUUGUCUACUCCUGUCUCCUGUCCUCUCCCCUGGCCAUGACAGAGACUCGUGAGCCGGCUGAGACUGGGGGUUACGCCAGCUUGGAAGAAGACGAUGAGGACCUUUCCCCAGGUCCCGAGCAUUCCUCUGACUCGGAAUACACUCUUUCAGAGCCAGAUUCCGAAGAGGAAGAAGAUGAGGAGGAGGAGGAAGAGGAGACCACUGAUGACCCCGAAUAUGACCCGGGCUACAAGGUGAAGCAGCGCCUUGGUGGGGGUCGGGGAGGCCCAUCCCGGCGGGCCCCCCGUGCAGCCCAGCCCCCGGGCCCUGCGGCCCAGCCCUGCCAACUCUGUGGCCGGUCCCCACUUGGGGAGGCCCCACCGGGCACCCCACCUUGCCGGCUUUGCUGUCCUGCUGCAACCCCCCAGGAAGCACCAGCCCCUGAAGGCAGAGCCCUUGGGGAGGAAGAGGAAGAGGCCCCUCGGGCCGGGGAGGGCCAGCCAGCUGGGCGAGGGGAAGAGCAGGAUGAGGAAGAAGAGGAGGGCACCUACCACUGUACCGAGUGCGAGGAUUCCUUCGACAGCCUCGGGGAGCUGCAUGGCCACUUCAUGCUGCACGCCCGGGGCGAGGUGUAGGCAGAGGCUCUGGCUGGGGGUGUGGAGGAUGGGGGGGCGGGAGGCAGGCACCGAGGACGUUGGAGUGGUCAGGUGGUGGGCAGGGGUCCGGCAGGUCUGUGUUGUUUUAGCAGUAGAUGUGUGAAGGCCAGAAUAAAAGCCACGUUCUGUGAGUGUCGGUCCA
Messenger RNA from Cavia porcellus (domestic guinea pig), 1313 nucleotides. RefSeq names its product zinc finger protein 428 (gene Znf428). The record is from RefSeq and is a predicted model, not a curated record. The transcript has 3 exons. NCBI's taxonomy places the organism in Eukaryota, Metazoa, Chordata, Mammalia, Rodentia, Caviidae. The coding region runs from base 572 to 1150 and encodes 192 amino acids.